ACCGCUGUCUCUCUCAAAGCCACGUUUCCCCCUCUUACGAUCCAUUCCUACCAAUCCUCGUCCACCCCCAACGAGGUGCUUUCUCCCCUCCAGCGCAAGCCUUUCUCUCGCACACGAUCCACCUCGGUGACCGCCACCGCCGCCUCUCGCGGAGUUUCUCUCUCGUUUCAUCCCCCUCGUGUGCAGCCGAACCGAUCGUCGAUCUCUGUCUCGUCGGUGGUCGCGCUGUCUGUCGCCGACACCGUGCAGCGCGGAGUCAGUCCGGUUGCCUACCUCGGGCGCUGUUGACAGCCACCCCCCGUGUGCGAGGAACUCUUCCCAAUGCCAGUCGCGUUACCACCGUCUCUUCCACGAUAGUGGUGAGACCCCGUGACAGUGGCCGUCUUCCUCCCGCGAGAAACUGCCUGCACGAACUUGCGUGGUGUCGUUGUGUGCCGCUAGAUCUAAUCUUCUAUCGUUUUUACAGUGUAGGGACGUACAGUGCGAGGAACGUAAAACCAAGUAGUGAUUCGUUAGGAAACUCGUAUAAUACAUGUUAGGUUCAAGUGUUCAUUUGUUUCGGCUUACGAAACGACUGUUGGCCCAAUAACUGAUCAGUCGGUAGUCAGUACGAGAUCAAAGGUAACGCUGGUAGCAGUGCUAGGAACGUCAAUAGGCGGUGAACAGAGAAAAUGACGAAGCGGACGACGAAUCGUGUGAGAUCAUGGUGGUGAAUGGUAGCGGUAGCAGCAGCAGCAGCAGCAGCAGAAGCAGAGGCAAACGGCGGAAGCCAGUGCUUCUGGCAUGAACGACGAGGACAACAGUCUCGACGAGGCUCGCGGUUGCGGCGAUGCUUAUAGACGUGACGUGACCAGCACGUUCGUGCCCAUCUCGCCGAACCAACGCUCGCCCAAACUGUCUGAUCUCGCUCGUGAUACUUGUGAUCCUUAUGACGAUGUGCGUGUUCGAUUGACGAUUGAUGGUGUACCGUGACAACCUAAUAACGAGCGUUUAAAGGGAUUGUCAGCAACGUUGUAAUCGUGGAAAAGAAUCAUCGGAAGAAAAAGAGAAAGAAGACGAAGAAAAAAGUGGACGCAGAAAGCGCAAGAAGCAGAAAGGAAGGAACAAGGUACAGGCAUAGACCGGUUGGCCGAGAAGCCGCAAGAAACAGACGACUACUGUCGGAACGUAUAAUGUGGCUCGCGUGACGCCAACCGUUUCUCACUGCACAUUUCUCGUCCACGUCUACGGAGGAGACUCUCCAGGUCUCGAUAAACACACACGCUCCCACUUCCAUUCUCUACCCGGACGGUAUAAUCCUUAACGACGAGGACACGCGUACCAGGGAGGCACGAUAGUAUGACGGUGAUGCUGCUGCAACGUUCAGUCACCCUGCAGUCGACGCACAGCCAAAAGAUAGCGAACAAGGACUGCAGCGCGAAGCCGCCUUUCUUAUUCCUGCUCGACGACAGCCAGGAGCAUCGACACUCCACGGACACCACUACGACGACGGCAACUAACAACAACAACAUCAACAACAAUAACAACAAUAAUAACAACAACAAUAAUAACAACGAAGUAUUUAAAGGAGGUAACAGAAGAGACAGUAGUCGUUCGUACGUCGCCGACGAGGCGGCGGCGUCGGUGACGUCCCAAAGACGCGCCGAUUGUGGCCAGGACGUCGCGAUGCGAUAUUACCGGCUCUGGAUCUACACCUGUAACUUGGUGCUGCUCGGUAGCGCGCUCGGCUUUGCCGCCGCGGUCUCACGAACACUUUUAUUCACCGGCGAUCCACGCCGGUACAUAGUGCCAGGGGUACCCCGUGCAUUCGACCCGACAGCCCUUUACGCUUACUUAGCAUUAGCCACGCAAUUAGGCCUGGUGCAAUUGUUGGGUUGUAUAGCGGCGAGGAGAUUGAGCGCGAGACUUUUGAACGCCUACUGGGUGCUGCUAUUGGCGCUUCUAUUCGGUGACGCCGUCAUCGGGGUCGCCUGGGUCUUCCGGUUUGAGAGGAUGCGCGUCGAGCUCAGGCCCACUCUCAAACAACGAUUACAGAUGGAGUACGGCAAGGAUCUACGAUUUAGCGAGCAAUGGGACCGUUUGCAGAAGGAGUUCUCCUGCUGCGGAGUGACCGGUCCUAGAGACUUCGGUGGUAAAUGGCCACAGACCUGUUGCGUACCCACUGGCAACGUCAGUGACACUUGUCAACAACCGUACGCGAGAGGUUGCGAGGAAUCGUUGAUGAGAUGGCUACGAAAAACCGCGGACUUGCUGUUCGUACUGGGCUUCUGUGUGAUAGCGUUUGCGAAAUUAUGUUUCCUGGGGAUACUGCGUUAUGAGAUAAGGGAAAUGAUACAAAAGAUACGGUUGCUCCGAGAACCACCGCCGCCGGCGACUACCCUAGCGCAACCACCGUUCUCACAAGUGAUACCGGAAGCCACUAACAACGGAAGCAUCGUUCGACGCACGACUCUGCCUAACGCUGUCACUCCUUCCGGAAAUGCAUCGUUGCUGAUCCAAACGGACGAGUGCAAUACCGGAAAGCACCCUUUAUUGGCGAACAAUCUGCAGGAUGGUGGCGCAGAUAGCGACACGAACAGUCAUUGCGCGCUGAUUCUGGAGGAAACGACGCCCACCUCGGCGAACCAUAAUUGCGGCAAUCGAGAGAAAAGUAAUGGCAACAACAACUAUGAGAUGCGAGAGUUCAACAGGAGAUUAUGGCUGUCGAACGGCGGCAGCCCGGGCACGGGUAUAACAGCCGGUGGUCAAAGCAGGCGCACCUGACUAUGGAAGUGGUGGCGAAACACGUCGAACCGUCUACUCUACAGGAGCAAUCGGUCCGCCGAGAUCACCGUGUAUAAGAUAGGUCAGCAGACCGGAGCUAAGGUUUCUAAAGAUUCUACUGACUUCACGAGCACACCAGCCCACAAUAAGCGAAUAACGUUCAAGGUUCUACGUGUCGCCAGGAAAGUGUAUCGUUGAAUCGUCUUGUAUCAAAUAGAACACAUUCUAAAUCCUUAUAGUCGAUGAUAGAAGUUUAUUUUAAAAUAAUGGAACCGUUUCGACCAAGGCCAGACUAGACUAGAGUAUAAUUUGACUACUUCCCUUGUUUCGUUCCUUCGAAAAUCUCGUGGCACGACAGAUCGGUUGAAUCGUUUAGUCAUUAUAGGAAAUUUUAAAGAUACAUUUUCCUCGUGACGUCGUAUAUUGCGAUACGACUCGUAGUGCUGAUGAACAGAGUAAAUUUCCGUUUGCGUGACGACACAAGACGGCCACAUGAAGCGAGAGUCGACACGAACGAAUUACAAGGAAGCUCGAACAAGAGGAGACGGAAGAGAAAAAAAAAGGAUGGAAGCAAAACUUUACGAAAAUGAGAAAAAAGCGAAAAAAAAAGAAGAAGUACGUCGAAGCUGCACAAAAGGGAACAUAAAGGCCUGUGUAUGCCUUUCGACGUCCUUUCGAUUCUCUUUCUACGCGUAUUCCUUACAUGUCUUUCCGUCCUCGCACGGUCGGUGAAUAAAAAAGAAACCAAAAAAAAAAA
Molecule: messenger RNA, 3520 nt
Organism: Bombus pascuorum
Lineage: Eukaryota; Metazoa; Arthropoda; Insecta; Hymenoptera; Apidae
Exons: 5
Coding region: 1339-2763 (474 amino acids)
Cellular component (GO): membrane
Source: RefSeq, a predicted model, not a curated record